Molecule: messenger RNA, 318 nt
Organism: Dujonia railenensis
Lineage: Eukaryota; Fungi; Ascomycota; Pichiomycetes; Serinales; Debaryomycetaceae
Source: the annotation of a GenBank genome assembly
AUGAUUUUUCGCUUGUAUAGAGUCUCAAGCUCAAUUCCUAGUGCCAGGAAUCUCUCUACCUCUAUAAUACGUAGAAAUGAAAUACUCAAGUCUUCGUGUGUAGCAGGUACAGUUCUCAAUUUGAAAAUUAAAAAGAAUGGUGAUGAACCUGUGGCCUUAGAAGAUAAAGAAUACCCGGCAUGGCUCUGGGAUUGCCUUGAUGCAAAAAAGUUGGACAGGCAAUUGAAAAAAGAGGACUACAUGAAGUGGAAAAAGAAGCAGGUGAAUAAGGCGAACACCAAGAAGAUCAAGAACAAUAACUUCUUAUCCAAGAUGUAA